This is a messenger RNA of Exophiala aquamarina CBS 119918, 1707 nucleotides long. RefSeq lists its product as uncharacterized. The record is from RefSeq and is a predicted model, not a curated record. The transcript has 2 exons. The coding region runs from base 1 to 1707 and encodes 568 amino acids. NCBI's taxonomy places the organism in Eukaryota, Fungi, Ascomycota, Eurotiomycetes, Chaetothyriales, Herpotrichiellaceae.
AUGAAUGAAGCCAAAUUGACUGAUCGCGUUCCAGCAACUCCAUCAAGCUCUGGAAUUCAAUGUGUGGCCCAGAAACUCAAGACCACUGUUCUUUCUAUUGACUUUGCGAACCAGGAAACGGGGCGCUACUUUAACUUUACGAAUAUCCCAUAUGCCUUGCCACCAACAGGAGAUCGGCGCUUCCGCGCUCCCCUUGCCAUAGAAAGCAAGAGCUCCAUGCUCGAUAAUGGCUCAAUCGGGCAUAUCUGCCCACAGGCCUAUCCAGACUGGAUAACCAUUAGCGGAGAGUUCAUGCAAGCGUACCUUCUGGGAGAGUCUUUCGACGAAGGAGCAGCGUGGGGGUCGCUUGCAACGCAACCACCCCCACCACCUGACCCAAGAGUUUCAGAAGAUUGUUUGGUACUUGAUGUGCUUGUACCAGAGAAGGUCUGGGACGCGGUUUCUUCAGGCCAAACUCCUCAAGCUGAAGUAUUGGUGUGGAUAUAUGGUGGGGGUUUUGUGUUUGGCUCGAAGGACUUCUGGGGUAACCCAGCUGGGCUGAUCGAGGCAAGUAGAUCCAAUGGGAGAGAUGGUAUCAUCUAUGUUGCCAUGAAUUAUCGCGUUGGUGCGUUUGGCUUUCUCGCUGGUCCAUCACUCCAAGCAGAUGGUGCAGCGAACGCAGGACUCCUGGAUCAGCAUCUUGCUCUUCAGUGGGUUCAGGAUAACAUACACCUCUUUGGAGGUUCUAAAGAUCGAGUUACAGUCAUGGGAGAGUCCGCUGGUGGCGCUUCCAUUAUGCACCAUCUCACAGCUUUCGGUGCUUUGAACGGCCCUCCUCUCUUUUCUCGAGCUAUUGUGCAGUCCCCUGGCAGCCAACCUCAGCCUGGAGCCAAGAAGCAAGAAGAUGCACAUCUCGCAUUCCUCGAACUUCUCAAUGUCUCGAGUAUUGAGGAGGCUCGGAUGUUGCCCUCCGAUGUGCUGAUCGAAGCCAACGAGAAACAGAUAUCAGCAAGCAAAUAUGGCAUAUUCGCAUAUGGGAGUACCCCUGAUGGCUUCUUUGCGCCGGACUUCCCUACAAGAAUGCUCGUACAAGGCUCUCACUUCAAGGAUAUUGAGGUCUUAGUGAGCCACAACACAAAUGAAGGGCUCACUCUCGUGAAUCCUGGCUUCCAGAACUCCACCGACGCUGAGACCGAAAGGCUCUUCGAGGAGCUAAUCAGAGCACAGUUUCCUAGCGUAUCCUCGGAUAUAGUGCAGCACAUCCUGCAGACGCUGUACCCUCCGAUCUACGACGGCAGCCAAGGCUACACCGACACCGUGGAGAGGAUAUCCGAAUACAUCGGCGAUGCCAUCCUGAAAAACACCGCGAAUGCCAUAAGUCGCGCGUAUGGCAAUGCGAGCUACGCAUACGAGUACUCGAUCGGUCCUGCACUCCACGCAGACGAUGUGCCCUAUACUUUCUUCAAUGGAGCCAGCAGCCGCGUGCCGGCCCCAGGAAGAGCUCUAGAGCUACAAGAGUACCUCACAACCUUUGCCAUUCACGGUGUACCAAGCUCGGGACGAGCGACGGAGUUUCCCACCUAUGGGACUGGCGUCCUGAAGAUUCAAGACGAUGGGUAUAGUGUGGUCGCGGACUCAACGGCCAACGAACGAAAUACCUGGUGGCAGAAGACCCUGUGUAAGUUUUUGGCUGCAUCAAGUUGUGAGCGGAUCCAAGCUAAUGAAUAA